Ectocarpus siliculosus is the source of this 849-nucleotide messenger RNA. The record is from the annotation of a GenBank genome assembly. NCBI's taxonomy places the organism in Eukaryota, Phaeophyceae, Ectocarpales, Ectocarpaceae.
AUGGCAGUUUUUCGUCUGAUUUCCUCGGCGGUGUUGAGGAGCACAUUGCGAGUGCCGCCGUCAUUCCGAGGGGGUCGACGGUACUCCACGGGUGGGGCUGUUGAUCGUGGAACGAACCUGGUGUGGUCCGGCCUCUGGCAAAUGUUGCUCGAUUUGGUGUGCGUCGCGCUAUCGGCAACGAUUGGAAUCGAAGACCAGCUGGAGAAAGCUCUAAUCUCCACUACCGUGGCGGGCCUGCUUCUGGGGCUCCUCUUCCUUGAUGCUGUUCUCUCCACAAGGGCGUCGUCGUUCAGCAUAUUGAACUUUAAUGUGCUCUUCUCGAUCGUGUUCGCGAGGAUAGUGGUGACCGCGUUGCAGGUCGUCCUGGCAUUCCACGGGGUGCGAAACGCGGCAUCGUCCACUGCGUUGUACGGAACGUUGUUCGCCCUCUCCGUCGUCAAGAUAUUUGGAAGCCACAAGAAUGAACUGAUGCCCUGUAUGGACGCGGUGAAUCAAAGAUACAUGUCCCAGAUAUCGAUGGCCAAAAUGUACCGACCGCCGCCCAAGGUGGACCACAGCCACCAACACGUCAGCUCCUCGACCAUCGACCUUUGCAUUUUGCGCAACACGGCUGCGGUAAAGAUUCAGACCCUGGUGCGAAUGUACCAAGCCCAUCAGAGGGCUGUUCGGCGCCAAGAAGUGGUCGUAUGGCAGUGUCCUCGCGUCAAAAGCAUGCGAAGGCGACUGACGUUUCGGGCCUACGCAUGCCUCAUCGUUUUCACCGCGUCGGUUGCAUGGAUCAACCUCUGCUACGUGGUCAUGUACGAUGGUCCUGCUAUACGGUGCGGGGACUGCCACAAUUUCCAAUAG